CCGCGGCCCCACGCGGGUCGGGACGCGACGCGACGCCGAACACCCGCCCGCACCCCCCGAGGCGACGCGGCCAUUUUACCGCCGGGCCCCGAGCCGGCCCUGCGGAGCGCUGCACUGUGCCGCGCCGCGCCGCGCGCACCGCCCGUUCGCCGGGGCCGGGCCGCCGCCAUUUCCGCGCGACGGGGGGCGGAGCUGGGCCGCGCCGGGGCAGGCCAUGGCGGGAGCUGCGGGAGCGCUGCCCGCUGCGGCGGCGCGGCUAGGGCACGCCGUGGCGGCCGCGUCGGAGACCCGGCUGGAGAGCGUGCGAGCGCUGGCGAGCUUGUUCCGGGAGGCGCAGCCCAGAGAAAUGGCAGAAGAAAGUGUAUUUCGGAAUCUCCUGGAAAUCCUGAUGAGCGCCUCAAGUGAAAUUGAGCAGGCCUGCAAGGGUUCCUGUGAAUUCGUAGAUCUAGACACCUGCCUGCUGCUCACAGCAGAGUGUUUCAGAUGUCUGAGGAAUGCCUGUGUUGAGUGUGCCAAGAAUCAACAUGUCAUGAGGAACUUGGGUCUCAUCUCUACGUCUGUCCAUUUGAUCAAAUUGCUUCAUGGAAUACAAAUCAAAGAAGAAUUGUUAUUGACUGCUCUUCGUUGUAGUCUCCAGUUUCUUGGAAACAUUGCAGCAGGAAAUGGAGAUUCCCAGAAUAGCAUUUGGAAGUGUGCUUUCCCAGAUCUCUUCUUGAAGUGCCUAACGUACAGUGAUGAGAAAAUCGUUGCCUAUUGUUGUAUGGUCCUGUUCACCUGCCUUAAUUCAGAGAAGGUGAGAGAACUACUGGAUCCUGGGAACUUGCUUGUGGCUCUUCGUGUCCUGAAAGUCUACAGAGAGCAGUUGGAGUCUGAGUGGUCGUUCUUGAUUGUUACAGACCAUUUGCUGAAAUGUCCAGUGUUGGUAAAAGCCCUCUAUGCCAAACUGAGCAAUCAAGAAAGAGUUACUUUGUUAGAGCUGAUAAUGGCGGAAGUAAGUGAGAACAACCCAGUUACCAGUGAAGAAAUGAAUGUGUUCAUGAGACAUGCUGACUUCAUUGCAGGCUGUUUCCGAGAGAAAUGUGAAGCUGUGCUCAAGUUAACUUCUGCAGCAGAUACAGAAGAUGAGGAAGCCCUGGUUACAAUUCGUCUUCUUGACGUUCUUUGUGAAAUGACAUCAAACAACGGACAGCUAGAACAUCUACAGGCUUUGCCUGGUUUGCUUGAAACAGCCAUAGAUACCCUGAGAUUAACUCAUCUUGCUGGGAAACAGGCUAUAAAUAUUUUCACUGCCACACAUGCUAUGACAGGGCAGGAAGAAAUUUCACAUCCAGCUGUGGGUUUUAAAUCUCAUCUCAUUCGUUUGAUUGGAAAUUUGUGUUACAAAAAUAAGGAAAACCAAGACAAGGUUUAUGAGUUAGAUGGCAUCCCCUUGAUCCUGGACAACUGCAGCAUUGAUGACAACAAUCCUUUUGUGAACCAGUGGGCAGUAUAUGCUAUCCGAAAUCUCACUGAACAGAAUGAGAGAAACCAAGAGCUUAUUGCGCAGAUGGAGGAGAAGGGGCUGGCAGACAAUUCUGCCCUUGAGAGGAUGGGUUUAGAGAUAGAGAAACGAGAUGACAAGUUAAUUCUGAGAUCUGUCAAGAAAAAGCCCUUGUGAAUAAAAAAUAAAGAACAGUCAAAUCAUUAAAAGAGGAUUUCUCUUUUAAAAUAUUUUUCCCUGUUCAGCCAAUCAAGAUUUCUUCGGGUUUAGUUCCAGUCUACUGGAAGUCUUACGUUCAUAAUCAGAAAAACUGACAAAUGAUACUUCUGCCUCACUGAUGUAAACAAAAGGACACCUACACAUUUUCCUAAAUACCUAGGUAAAUUAACCUAUGGGAAAAGAUCCUUCUUUUCAGAUAUUCAAAAUGUCAUUACUUUCUUGGUUUGUAAAUAGAAAGAUGUCAUGUGUGCAGUAUUGAGUUGUUACAAUUUCCAGUGCUGAACCUGAAGAUAACUAUCAUUAAAAACUCCCCAAAGAAAUAA
Grus americana (Whooping crane) is the source of this 2022-nucleotide messenger RNA. It is a transcript of the gene ATXN10, whose product is annotated as ataxin 10. The record is from RefSeq and is a predicted model, not a curated record. The coding region runs from base 215 to 1657 and encodes 480 amino acids. The transcript has 11 exons. Gene Ontology annotation, biological process: neuron projection development. NCBI's taxonomy places the organism in Eukaryota, Metazoa, Chordata, Aves, Gruiformes, Gruidae. Gene Ontology annotation, cellular component: cytosol.